AUGCAGGCACAGCAUGCCAAGAUUGCCAAGUUCAGACUUGCUUUAAAAGAACAUCAACAACCCACACUUCGACGUGAGCCCUCCAUGGUUGAAGGUGCCCCGGUGAUUGCCCAUGCCGAGGGACACUUUGUGGCUGGCGAAACUGAUCAGGAGGACACCUUGCCUGUGAAGGAACCAACGGGUGCUGGUGACAGACCCACCAUUUCACGAGGAAAAGCUCAUUCGUCUUUGUCUUUGGCCCCCACUGUUGUUUCAUCACCCAGGGAGGAAUUUUUCCAAGAUGCCCAGUCUAGACACGAUUCACCUUUGAUUACAGAGGAAGAACAGAAACAAAUUGAAUAUGAGACUGCUGUAGCCGCCCUGGGUGAGUCAGCUGCGGGCCUCCUUGAAGCAGCAGCAUCUACGACAUCAUCGGGGGCAGCACGUGCCCCGGUGACCAACAAGGAGAUGAGGGACAAGACAUACUUUAGGAUGCGAAGAUAUUGUGCUUCAAAGAAGGCAUCAGCUGAGAUCAUCAAGUUGUGGGCUACCAGGGAUGGACGUGACAAGAUCCGUGAGUUGCUCUUGAAGAAUGGUAUGCAAUUCCCGCCAGUCGAGCUGCAGAUCCGCAAGUGGAAGUCCAAGGACCCUGAUGGUGCGACUAUGUCAUCAGACGUGCCUGAUUUGGCAUCCAACGCGGAGGAUCUGCUGAAACGUGGUCAAGGGGAAGGUGUGUCGCCUGGGGAUCAAGCUGCAGCCAGCUCUGGAAGUUUCAAGUUGGUAUUUCCGGCUGUGCAAGAGAAUGCAUCAGCUGUGGCCAUUCUGCCACACUUCCUGGAAGUAUGUGGUCGCAAGUUGGACAACUGCCAUGGUGUGCAGGACACCCAAAAAAUAUAA
Molecule: messenger RNA, 876 nt
Organism: Cladocopium goreaui
Lineage: Eukaryota; Dinophyceae; Suessiales; Symbiodiniaceae
Source: the annotation of a GenBank genome assembly